AUGGAUCCCCGAGACCAGACGUUCAUGACCAUUCACAACCUCACCCCGGAUGCCAACAUUCUCUUCGCCUCGGACUCGAUCCUUGAUAUUCUGGGCUACCAGCCCGACGAGGUCAGGGGCAAGUCCGCCUUUGACUACUUCCAUCCCGAUGAGGUGCCGUUUGCCCGCUCGAUCCACAGCAGAGGCAUCCUGCUAGACAAGGCGGCCGUCCUCCACUACGCGCGAAUUCUCUCCAAAACCGGGCAGUGGGUUGGCUGUGAAUGCUGUUUCACCGUGGUUCACAAUGUGCUGGUGGCCUCGACGAGUAUAUACUUCAAGGGUGAACGGAGCGAGAGGCGGGCCAGGGACGCACCACAGAUCAGACGUAUAUUCUCCAGCUCGCCACGAGAUCCCCGGUACCACAUGCUCGAGCACUUGUCUCCUAAAUUCAAGAUGCCACCCAUGGAGCGAGAACCUCGCGCUGCGCUCAUACUCAACCGAUUCACGAGGAACCUGACCAUCAUGUAUGCGACAGAUGCUGUUGCGCAGAUUUUAGGGGUACGCCCCAAUGAACUGCUCGAGAGGCCGUUCUACGAGUGUAUCCAGCCGAACUGUCUUGACGAAGCGGAACGGUGCUUGGAGAGCGCCAAGGCGAACGAGUCGAUUGCGUACUUGCGUUUCUGGUACAAGGAUCCCCGGAUCGAUCCCAAUGAUCCCGUCAGCGAAGACGAGGUCGAUGGCAUGGAGGGUGAAGGCGACGACGGGAGCAGUCCGAGCGAGAGCGAGGCCGACUUGAAAGACCCAAGUCUAAAAGAUCGCUGCAUGGAUCUUGACCAAGAACCUGGACCUCAGACGUGCGAGGAGGACGAUAUUGAGGGGGAAGAUGGGGAGUCGAGGAGUGGUGCACGCGCAUCAACACCACAGAGGUGCCGGCCGCAGUCCCCUCAGACUUGUGAACUCGAGGCUGUCGUCUCGUGCACAUCCGACGGGCUCGUCGUGGUGCUGCGGAGAGCCCGGCCUCCUAUUCCCGACCCACAGCCGCCCGUAAUUCCGGCCGCCUUCAAUUUUGAGAACGGCCUCUUCGCGGCACCGUGGGGCCUCCAGCCCAUUGAACCCUACAUCUCCCCCGAACUACUCUACACAUUCCGCCCACCCCUCCUCCCGCAGUAUAUGCCGCUGCGAGAGUGUGUCAAAGCCGCAGGCGGACCUCCCCUUGACCAACUGAUGCGCUCAAUACGCGACGUGGCCGUCUUCGCCUGGGCCGUGACCGGUAUCAACCCGACGCUCGCCAACUACGGCCAUGGCCGGCCAAUGAUAAGCGCCCCACCACCGGUCGACGGCCUCCCCACGUGGGAACCCGAUUCCCGCCCAACCAUGUACCCACCGCCGGAAGACCUCUCCGGCACCGGCACCGGCACCGGGAGCGGUAGCAGCAGCAGCAGCAGCAGCGACCUCCCGAAGGAACCGGCCUUUGGCCGCGCCUCCUUCUACUCUCCUCCAGAGGCUGCCGGACCCAUCCACGGCUACCGCACACGGCAUGCUUCGCUGGACGAGAAUAUGUAUAAUGGCGGCAUAGCGGGAUGGCACGGAUCGGCGCCAUACCACUAUGGUGAUGGUGGUGAUGGUGGAGGCUAUGACUCGGGAGGGUAUAGUCAGCAUGGCCGUCGGCCGCCACUGCGGCCAGCGUUUUCGUAUGACGCGCUGCAGGACCACGCGAGACAUCAGCAGCAGCCGCAGCAGCAGGGGUGUUAUAUACCGUUGGCGGCGGAGGUGGCAGCGCGGAGGUGCAACCUUGGCGAUAAGCCGUGGACAGCUGGGGCGAGGUACGCUGCGCGCGAGCCGUUGAGGAGGGCCGCGGGCGGUGCGGGGGGAGGGGGUGGGAGUGUGGGUGAGUCGUCAAAGACGACGGCGGCUGCGGGGAGGUACUUUUGGUAG
Parathielavia appendiculata is the source of this 1914-nucleotide messenger RNA. RefSeq lists its product as uncharacterized. Bases 1 to 1914 code for a protein of 637 amino acids. NCBI's taxonomy places the organism in Eukaryota, Fungi, Ascomycota, Sordariomycetes, Sordariales, Chaetomiaceae. The record is from RefSeq and is a predicted model, not a curated record. The transcript has 4 exons. Gene Ontology annotation, molecular function: RNA polymerase II transcription regulatory region sequence-specific DNA binding; protein binding; DNA-binding transcription factor activity, RNA polymerase II-specific.